Messenger RNA from Racocetra fulgida, 208 nucleotides. The record is from the annotation of a GenBank genome assembly. Lineage: Eukaryota; Fungi; Glomeromycota; Glomeromycetes; Diversisporales; Gigasporaceae.
ACAGCAUAGAGAAGCAUUAGGAAAUUUUAUAUGUAACUCAUGUAAAGAUAUUGAGCAAUAUCAUAAAAGUUUAGAAAAUUUGAAUUCAUUAAAUGAAUAUUAUAACAGCUUUCCUUUAGCACUUACUAACUUUUUUGAUGGAUUAGUUGGGUCUAUUGAAAAAUAUAAAAAUGCAGUUAGAGAAAGAAAACAAAAACAGUAUGAAUAA